Molecule: messenger RNA, 1232 nt
Organism: Jaculus jaculus (lesser Egyptian jerboa)
Lineage: Eukaryota; Metazoa; Chordata; Mammalia; Rodentia; Dipodidae
Gene: Clic2
Product: chloride intracellular channel 2
Exons: 6
Coding region: 373-1116 (247 amino acids)
Source: RefSeq, a predicted model, not a curated record
CAGCACUGCAUGUAUCUGUGUGUAUGUGUUUCUCCUGUGCUGACUCAUGGCCUUGAAGCUUCUCUGGAAACACCCCCACCCUUCCAGCCAGCCAGUUUACACACACCCUUCAGCUCCUCCUUGAUUGAAAUGUUCAGGCAAGAGGAAAAAGGAAAACAAAUUCAAGAGCUCCUCUUAGAUGGCUAGAAUUUUCUAUGACCUAUCCCUUAAGAGAAGAGACCGGCCCCAGAUCUGACACAGUCCACUAAAAGCUAAACUCUCUUCUCAAAGUAACGUUUCUUGAGCUUGUGGAUAAAACUGGAAGAAGAGUCCACAAUUAUUGUGGCCUCUGGAAGAGGUGGCAGGCCGACAACUGACAAUAAAAACAGAAAGAUGGCAAACUUAAGGCUCAGCACUGAAGCAGACCCUGAAAUUGAGCUUUUUGUGAAGGCUGGAAGUGAUGGGGAGAGUAUUGGAAACUGUCCCUUUUGCCAACGUCUUUUCAUGAUCCUCUGGCUUAAAGGAGUUAAAUUUAAUGUGACUACUGUUGACAUGACCAGAAAGCCUGAUGAGCUGAAGGACUUAGCCCCAGGUACCAAUCCUCCCUUCCUGGUGUAUAACAAGGAGUUGAAAACUGACUUCAUUAAAAUUGAGGAGUUUCUAGAGCAGACACUGGCUCCUCCAAGGUAUCCUCACCUGAGUCCCAAGUACAAGGAGUCCUUUGAUGUGAGCUGUAACAUCUUUGCUAAGUUUUCAGCAUACAUUAAGAAUACAAAAAGGGAAGCAAAUAAGAAUUUUGAGAAGUCUCUGGUUAGAGAAUUUAAGCGCCUGGAUGACUAUUUAAACACCCCCCUCCUGGAUGAAAUUGACCCAGUCAAUGCUGAGAAACUUUCAGUUUCCAGAAGAUUGUUCUUGGAUGGGGAUCAGCUAACACUUGCCGACUGCAGCUUGUUACCAAAACUGAACAUUAUUAAAGUUGCUGCCAAGAAAUAUCGUGACUUUGACAUUCCAGCAGAAUUCUCAGGAGUCUGGCGCUAUCUCCACAAUGCUUAUGCCCGUGAGGAAUUUGCCCACACUUGUCCUGAAGACAAAGAAAUUGAAAAUACCUAUGCAAGUGUAGCUAAACAGAAGAGUUAAGACAGCUCUUUCAGAAGAAAAAGCUCACUUGGCUAUUAAUUUUUACCUUCUGACAUAUUAGAAAGAUUGUUGGAAAUAGUAAUAUGAAAAAUACUAUUGUUCCUUUGUCCAACUCA